Molecule: messenger RNA, 7102 nt
Organism: Hippoglossus stenolepis (Pacific halibut)
Lineage: Eukaryota; Metazoa; Chordata; Actinopteri; Pleuronectiformes; Pleuronectidae
Product: polycomb group RING finger protein 3
Exons: 10
Coding region: 225-974 (249 amino acids)
Biological process (GO): regulation of transcription by RNA polymerase II
Cellular component (GO): PRC1 complex
Source: RefSeq, a predicted model, not a curated record
CGCAUGCGCGGCUCAGCUGUUUCGGCCUGUUCCGCGGCCGCUCGGUCAUCUUCGCCUCUUUGUUUUACCGAUAGUGGAUUUAACUCGGAUCCAGCCCGACAUCCAGCGGACCGUGCUGCUCCCGAACAGGCUCCAAUGAGAGGCUCUCCAUGAUGAGGAGCUAACACUGUCGGCCGUACAACCGCAGGAAGAGACGUGGCUGCUGCACCAUCCACAGUCGACGCAUGGCGGUAUUAGGGAACCCCGACAUGCUGACGAGGAAGAUAAAGCUGUGUCACAUCAACGCCCACAUCACAUGUCGUCUGUGUGAGGGCUACCUGAUCGACGCCACCACCGUCACCGAGUGCUUACACACCUUUUGUAGAAGUUGCCUCGUGAAAUAUCUGGAAGAAAACAACACGUGCCCCACGUGUAGGAUUGUUAUUCAUCAGAGCCAUCCACUGCAGUACAUCGGCCAUGACAGAACAAUGCAAGACAUUGUCUACAAGUUGGUACCGGGACUUCAAGAGGCGGAGAUAAAGAAGCAGAGAGAUUUCUAUCAGAAGUUGGGGAUGGAGGUGCCCGGAGACAUUAAAGGGGAACUUUGCCACAUGAAGACUCAUCUAGAUCAGCGCAAUGGCGAUGCAAAAUCAGAGGACACCGCCCACAAGGACGCAGGAGAGGAGAAACCAGAGGAGGACAACGACUAUCACCGUAGCGACGAGCAGGUCAGCAUCUGCUUGGAGUGCAACAGCAGCAAGCUACGAGGUCUGAAGCGCAAGUGGAUCCGCUGCUCGGCACAAGCCACGGUCCUGCACCUCAAGAAGUUCAUCGCCAAAAAGCUUAACCUGACAUCAUUUAAUGAGCUGGACAUUUUAUGCAAUGAGGAAAUCUUGGGGAAGGACCACACAUUGAAAUUUGUCGUCGUGACAAGAUGGAGAUUUAAGAAAUCGCCCCUCCUGCUCCAUUACAGACCCAAGAUGGAUCUGCUGUAGCGAAAACGGACACAACGGUUGUUUCUUUCCUUUUUUUAAAAAUUUUUUUUAAUUACAGGUCCGGUGACUGCAGACUGUGCCGAAACUUCUUCUUUUUUUUUUUAUUUAUGCAAAGACGAUCAACCAACACCAAGCAAAACGCCCGACAGUAAAAAAAACAAAAAACACAAAUCAGCAUAAGCCAGCAAACGGGGGAGCGAACGUUGGGGAACAAACACAAACCACAGAACUGGAAACCUCCAGCACAGAUUCUGCUUUUUUUUUUAGGAACUACAACAACCAUUUUCUUUUUUGUUUUUUGUCCGCUACAUCCUUGAUAUGUGAACAAAAUGGGGGAAAAAAAAGAAAAAAAAAAUUGAGAGAAAGCAUAUAUUUAUACUUUUGUACAGAAGAGACAUUGAACCAAGACACUACUGGUGCUCUGUUUACACGCAAACAAGAUGUCUGGAAUCCCGUGACCGUGUUUUUUUUUGAGCUUCGUGCAGAUUUCAUCCUCCCGAGACAAAGACUGAAGCGGAGAGGAGAGGAGGACAUUUUUUUUUUUUUAUAUAUAUAAAAAAAGGUUUCUGUUUUUUUAAAUUUUAUUUCCUGUCACAAUCCACUUGACACGUCUGGGGAGCACAGAAAGUUUUAUGGAAGAUAUAUAACAGGCAUCGAUUUCAAGUAAAAAUUGUCUCAGAAUCUUUUUUUUUUCCUUUUUCCAUUUCAUUUCGUCGGCUUUGUCUAAUUUGCUUCAUGGGUUCUUGAUGAUUGUCAAUUGUGAAUAGGCUAAAAUUCUUUUGUUGUGUAGUAAUUUAUGUUCUAUAUACCGAUAUUGUACAUAAAAUGUCAUUACAGAGAGAGAGAGAGAGCGAUUGAAGAGAGUAAGAGAGACUUUAGACUGUUAAAAAGAAAAGAGUGGAUCCCAGAAGUGCUAUCUAUAUGUCGGGCAAAUAGAAAGAAAAGUGUCCAGAGGUUUAAAAAUGAGGAUUUUAAAAGACAGACUCACUAUCAGUAUCAAAAAUAUAUAAAUGCAUCUUUAUGUUGUCUGACACAGACACAAGACGAAUAUCAAAUCCCUUGCAGUGUGCGUGUGUGUGUGUGUGUGUGUGUGUGUGUUAAGGGUGUGUGUGUGUGUGUGUGUGUGUGUGUGUGUGUGUUACGAGACUUUAGGGCGAAUAAGCAGAAAGCUUCCAUCCCCCGUGCUCCUCAUCUCACCGGCCUCCUGUAGAGUUCAGUUAUUGUUGUUCAUUUGUUCAUCAUCAACAAAUCCUUUCUCACCGAUGACUCAACACUGGUGUCUGUAAACGUCCGGGCAGAGACCUCGUUCAUCUUUCUGGUUUCGUUCUAGAUCUUAUUUGUUUUUUUUUGCAUCAUUCAGACCUGAGUAUCCGUCCUUGUGUUUCUACUCGUUCAGUGAAAACUGAUACAGCCACAUGUUGUUGUUGUUGUUGUUGUUGUUGUUGGCAACAUGCACUUCCCUGUGCAGCAUUUGUUUUGAAAUUUUUACCACAAACUACUUUAAAGCAACACAACGUAACUUUUACUGAGCAACAGCGCCCCCUGCAGCCACACGUAGAGGAAACAACUAUCUAAACUGGAACACAGCAGAACUGUGGAUAUUACCCAUGAUCCUCUGCUUCCUGAACCAGGAGAGCUGCUUAAAAAUAAGUUUCUCCAGUUCAGCUUUAUUCUUCCACUUCCUGGGCCUGAUUAAUAUUAUAAUUGAUAAUUGAAGAUGCGACUGAUUUAUGUCUAAUUACCACCCAAGGUAGCAGGUGUUCACAGGUUUUUUAAACGUAAAGGAGUUUAAAUUUCUCUCAGCCGGACGAGAUAAAAACCUGCAGAGUAAAAUAUUAAUUUUACAUAGAACAGAGGUUUAAUGAAGCUGCAGUUAGAAGUUGCAAAGUGUUGCUUUAAACCAGUCCAGUUUGUCUUCACCCCCCAGUAGAGCAUGUCACCCUUUUUUUUUUGCCCAAAUUAAAUCCUGGUUUUAAGUAUCGACGUUUUCUCGCCCACAGGAAGUGAACGGGCAUAAGAGCGAAGUAUAGACGACGAGAUAACGUACGAGGCGCCGCUGAUACAGAUCAGAUCACUGAUGUCACCGCUGCAGGUUUCUGGUAUAUUUCAGUUUGUCCUCACUGCCAGUUGCAAAUGUUCAAAGUUACACAGUGUUAAAGAGCGUUUUUUUUUUUUAAAGUUGCGUGAUUAUUAAUCAGUAUAAAACUUGGAUUUUUUUUUUUUUUUUGCAGAAUAGCUAGUGUUCGAUAAUGUCGACUUCACAGGACACUUCUUUUUUUUCUUUUUGAGAAACUAUCAAAAAUUCAGGUUCCGCACAGGGGCGGAGGUUUUUUCUGAACCUUUUGAUAUUGAAAUUCUGAAUUUAAAAAUGGCCCCAGUUGGGUCAUUUGGUGCUGAUGCGUGUUUCUAGUCGUACGGUUGUUCUUUCUACUGUGUCACACUGCAAAACCAAUGUUCUGUCCAAUGAGAAAAAUGUCUUAAUCUCACAACUUGCUCAACUGUCUUCAAAAAACGUGAAACACAACUGGAUCCUUAAAAAAAAAACGCCAUGUCUGACCUCAAGUAUGAUUACCUCACCUGACCCGUGUGGUCAGUGGUUAAAUAACAAUUAUUUACCCUCUGCAUUGUAUCUGCCCACAGCCAGAUGUUUUCUAUAUGUUCACACGCAGGGUUCCUCCUCAUCCGCACAUCGUCCGUCAAACGUUAUAAAUUGGAUAACAACUCUUAUCUAUUUACCUGCAAUAUUUAUAUUUCUUGCAGGAAGAGUAAAUUACGUCGUGCACCCAUUGUGUUACAAUCCGCUAAUUGGAUUUGGAGAUGUAAUGAGAUGUGUAGGAACCCUGCUGCAUCAGGACCUAUAUGACUUGUGUGUAAAAUCUGCGUUUUUAUAGCCGACAGGUCGGUACCAAACCAGCUCUACCAAAACCCUCCAGUCUGCAUGUUUCACUUCUGAAGGGAACAGAAAUAUGUCAAAGGCCCAUUAAUCCGGUUAAAUACGUCAACUGGUCGUUGUUCUUGGUUUUUUUAAUGUGGAAGCUGAAAUCGUGGAAGCAAGAGGUGAAAUGCAAACACCCUCCUGAUCUGAUUUAAGAAAAUCUGAAUAAUUUGCAGCAAAAAUAACAUAAAUAUUGUUUAUUGACUCUUAACCAAUAAAUUUAAAGCCAACAAAUGGUAGAAAAUUCACGAUAAAAACCAAAAACAAGGAGCCCGACGUGUUUGGUCAGAUCGUGGAUGUGUGUUCUGUCAAAUCCCUGCACACGUGAUGUGAGCCCUGUUUGAAAUGAGACCCUGAGGUCAGCGACGAGGUGACGUGUCAUCACAUCCGUCGUGUUCAUGUUCUUUCUCCGGUCGGACUCGUCCUGUAGCUGUCGUCACCUUCUGUAAACGUUCGGUCUGUCCAGGAUGACGUCUCUCGUUCCUUCAUCCACUUUUUCCUCGUGUGAUAAAGCUGUAAAGAAAAACAACAACAACACGGUGCUACUUUUAAAAACAACGACUACAAACUACAUGUUUUGCAGAACACUGCGAAGACGGAACAUCUUUUAUUCCUCUUUCUGUUUCACUCGGUGACUUUCACACAAACCAGGAUUCAUUUUCAAUAUGUCAAAAAAGUUAAUUUACUUGUGGGAAUUUGUCGCAAAAGUUUUGAAACUGAAACAACCUUUGAAAGAAAAGUGUAAAAUGACCGACUGGUGCUUUUCUGGUUCCACAAAAAGUUUAAAAACCUAGAAAGUUAAAAUCAAGGUUUCACUUCUGACGGAGUUGAUGAUGGAGAAAAUCUCACUUUUCAUAAUUUUACUAUACUUUCAGUUUUUAUAGUUUCAUCACAGACGAUUUGAUCUGAGCUGGUUUCAACACAAGCUGAGCUGCAGUGUGAACGGAAAAACUUUCACCGUACUUUUUGCGUUUUGUUCCGAGAACCCUGUGAUGCAUGUGACGUGUGGGGGGGGGAGGGGACGCUCUCUGUCUCUGGUGCUUUCUAUGGUGCUAACAACCUCUCGUUUCUGACGACUCCUUCAGAGAGAGGUUCAGUGGGAGCUGCUGCUCUCCUGCCACCUCGGGUGUCCUCUCCCCUCUCAGACCUGCCUCGCUGGAAGCUGCUGGCUUUUCCUUUUUAUUUCUAUCUCUUUAUCUUCUCAUUGAUUUCUUGGCUUUGUUUUCCCCUCUUGUCUGGACUUGCUCCGGCAAACUUGAGGUCCUGGACUGUGACGGGUCUGAUGCUGUGAAAAUAAAAAUGAAAAGUGGUGAGAAAUUGGAUGUGCGAGCCGCAAUGUCCCGCCUCUGAGAUGAACUCACACUUAUUGGAGUUUUCUCUGGCGACGGUGCCUCAGAGUCAGAUUGAGAUUUUGCUUCAAUCUCUAAUUGGACCUGCGAGUCUCAAACAACCAUAAUAUCACACGUAGCUUCUACCUUCUGACCGUCCAACCACCAGCACGUGAUUUUUCACUGGCUGCAUCUUCCAGAUUUCACCUUCACCUUUCUUUUCCUGCUCUGAAAUUGGCACCGGGAUUGAGUCGUCACUGCCACUACGCUUGACAGCCGAGCUCAGAGGCUUACGGGAGGCUCAGCUCCGCCUCACUGCAGAUUCACGUCGGUGUCAAGCCUCCGAAAGGUCUGCGGCACGAAGCCAGGCCCGGGGCUGUCAGAGCCCUCGUGCUCGUCUCCUCCACUUCGACCUUGAGCGCCCAGUCAGUUUGUUAUCUCCUGCUGGGAUCCGGGUGAAGCUCAUGGGCGAAGCCACGUGGACCUUCUACCUGAGACGGUUUCACGGCUGCACGUGGCCUCUCGGCACCGGCAGAUUGUGGUUCAUGCCGAGUAAACAAGUCCCACUCGGCUGCUGACCUCGGGGACGUCUCAGAGGCCGGCCCUCUGACGGCAGCAGCGUUCAUUUCAAGUUUGCUGGUUGCAGAAUCACUCCUGGCGACUCAAAAUGGCUCCUCUGUGUUCACGCCGCUCGGAGCUUCACUCAUUGCAGAGUAAAGCUCAGUAAUCUCACAGGCUGUGUGUGUGCGGCAGAGGCCGAGGGUCACUCAAGACGCUGACGUGAACUGAAACACUCCAAAAUUUGAUUGUCUUGCCGAGUUGGCGCCGCCGCUCGACUCUGAGAAGCACCGCGCUCAAGUGCACUGAAUCGCGGCGCCAUGGGUUCUGCAGCGCGGCGAGCAAAUUGACCUGACAUCUGUGUGGAUCGAGACUUCGGGCCUCAGCGAUUUCCCCAAAUAAAAUUGGGAAAUUGGUCAUUAGCCACCAAAGCUCACAGCGACACGCCCCCAGGAGCCAUUCGCCAUCAAUACAUCUGUCCAGUUUUGUAUUAUUAUUAUUUAUUUAUGCUGAAUAAGUGACUUCUGCAGUAGUUUCUUGGUUAAUUCCUUUUUGGAAAGAGAUUUGCUCGAAUUGUAAAUUUUAAAUUUUGUGAAACUGGACUUAAAUUCUGAAUUUGCAGUUGAAUUCCCUCUUUUCUGUCCGUCUCCUCCGUGUGUCCUCGUCCCCCCCGAUGCUCUGUCGACGCUUCACAAACACAUCGUUGUUCUUUUCUAGGUCAAGUGCAAAAAAAACAAAACAACAACUAAACAGUGUGAAUCUGGCAACGUGGUUCUUGUAUUUGCAAGGAAAAUGUGCAAUAUACGGUUCUCAGAUGGUUCCAGGUUUCAGCGCAGAACUCCAGACUUUCUGUUUUUUUUUUACUGUCUUUCUUUCUUCCAGUCAGUUCCUCAGGUCACUAAAUGCCUUCUGGUCCUGAGGGUGACCAGGAAAUCUCAGAACAUACACUAAUGCACCCGAAUUACAAAACGACUGGGUUUUACUUUAGUCUUUGUCGCUCUCUGAUUUCUUUUCUCCGCUCCUUUUGUUCUCGUUUUUGUUUUUUCUUUUGACGAUUUUCACAGGCUUCUGUUUGUUCCUUUUUUGAUUUUCAGGUUCAACGGGCACUUAUUCAGGUGUCCCUCUCCUCGCCUCAUUUUGUAUUAUUGUUAUUUAUUGCACAUGUAAUGAACUGGUUUCCAUUGCCACAUUGAAUUCAAGGAGUUUUUGGGGUCUAGAAUGGGGCUGGAAUUUCUUACAUACAAAAACUACAGAAGCUUUUGUCAAAACUUAAGUGUGUAUUUCAUCAAUAAAUGCCUUUAAAAGUA